UCAUGACAGCCUGACCACGCCUGGAAAGUUUGGGGCGGAGAGUCACAGUAAACUAAGUUGAAGGAUCAAGACAUUUUUACAUUUCUCAGAUUUCUUGGGCUCUUCUGAAGUGGAAAAAAAAAAAUGUCGGGAGUCGCCUCUACCCUGGCCAAGAAGAGAGCGCAGGCUGCAGGGUUUGGAUCUAACGCCAAUGCCACCAAAUACCUCAACCAGGACUUUGAGGCGCUCAGGAGCCAGUGUCUCGGCAGAGGGACCCUGUUCUCAGACCCGAAUUUCCCAGCCGCACCCGAAUCCCUGGGCUUUAAAGAACUCGGACCCAGCUCGUACAAAACCAGAGGACUAGCCUGGAAAAGACCUGGGGAGCUGUGCUCAAAACCACAAUUCAUCGUCGGUGGAGCUACACGGACGGACAUCUGUCAAGGAUCUCUGGGUGACUGCUGGUUGCUAGCGGCCAUAGCCUCUCUGACCCUGAAUGAAGACGUUCUGGCAAGAGUGGUGCCCGCUGGACAGGGCUUCAGUGACAAUUACGCUGGAAUCUUCCAUUUCCAGUUCUGGCAGUUUGGCGAGUGGGUGGAUGUUGUCAUUGAUGACCGGCUGCCGGUGAAAGAUGGCGAGCUGGUUUUUGUUCACUCCGCCGAGGGAAACGAGUUCUGGAGCGCCCUGCUGGAGAAGGCCUAUGCCAAGGUGAACGGCUGUUAUGAAGCUCUGUCUGGGGGAUCCACCAGUGAGGGUUUCGAGGAUUUCACUGGAGGCAUCGCUGAGAGCUACGAUCUGCAGAAAGCACCAUCCAACAUGUUUCAGAUCAUCCAGAAAGCCCUGGAGGCUGGAGCUUUGCUAGGCUGCUCCAUCGACAUCACUAGUGCCGCUGAUUCAGAAGCCGUCACCCGUCAGAAGCUGGUGAAAGGCCACGCUUACUCGCUCACGGGGGCGACCGAGGUGAACUAUCGUGGCCGCAAGGAGAAACUGGUUCGUAUGCGCAACCCUUGGGGGCAGGUGGAGUGGACCGGAGCCUGGAGUGAUGGUUCAUCCGAAUGGAACAAUAUUUCUUCAGAGCGGCCGAACGCCAGCGCUGAGGAUGGAGAAUUCUGGAUGUCAUUCUCAGAUUUCCUUAGCCAUUACUCUCGUAUAGAGAUCUGCACUCUGACCCCGGACGCCAUCACCAGCGAUUCAGUUAAACACUGGGCCGUGACCAACCACGACGGCACAUGGAGGAGAGGCUCUACCGCUGGGGGCUGCAGAAACAAUGCUUACACAUUCUGGAUGAAUCCUCAAUUUGUGAUUAAGCUGAAUGAUGAAGAUGACGAUCCAGAUGAUAAUGAGGUGGGCUGCAGUUUCGUGGUGGGUUUGAUCCAGAAGAACCGGCGCCGUCUGAGGAAAGCGGGAGAGGACAUGCACACUAUUGGCUUUGCAAUUUAUGAGGUACCUCCACAGUUUCACGGUCAGCGCGACGUGCACCUCGAUAAGAACUUCUUCCUGACACAUGCGCAGAAAGCUCGCUCUGAGACAUUCAUUAACCUGAGAGAGGUCUGCACACGCUUCAAGCUGCCUCCUGGAGAGUACCUCGUCGUGCCGUCCACCUUCGAACCCAAUAAGGACGGAGACUUUUGCCUCCGCGUCUUUUCCGAAAAACAGACCGAAACACUACCAUGUGAUGACCCUGUGGAUGCUGAACUACCUGAUGAGACUGUCUCAGACAGUGAAGUUGAUUCUGGAUUCAGAGGCAUGUUCGUAAAACUCGCUGGAGCUGACAUGGAAAUCUCAGCCACAGAGCUCACGACUAUCUUAAACAAAAUCAUUGCGAAACGAACUGACAUAAAGACGGACGGCUUCAGUUUGGAGACGUGUCGUAUCAUAGUGAACCUCAUGGAUGACAGUGGGAAUGGAAAACUGGGUUUGGGAGAGUUCGCUACUCUGUGGAAGAAAAUUCAGCGAUACCUUGGAAUUUACAAGAAGAAUGACAUGGAUGAUUCCGGAACCAUAAGCACUCCAGAGCUGCGUUUGGCGCUGAAAGAAGCCGGUUUCACUCUUAAUAACACUAUAUUUCAGCUACUGGUAGCACGUUACGCCGAGACAGACAUGACUCUUGACUUUGAUAACUAUGUGGCCUGCCUCAUGCGUCUGGAGAUGAUGUUCCGGGUAUUCAAAAAGCUGGAUCCGCACCAAAGUGGCUUCAUUGAGCUGGACUUUCAGCAGUGGCUGAACUUCACUAUGAUUUAGACGACUCAUCGCCAGUCCACACCACUCAGUGAUGAGUGAAUUAUUAAGAUUACAUGUGUUACAUUUUUUGUAUUUACUUUUAUUUUUUUAAUUGUCUAUUGCACUUUCGACCGGUCUUACUUCCAAAGUGUUGCAUGGUUUUAUUGCGUUUGACAUUGGCACACUAUUUUUGUUUACAAAUGCAAGCAUCCUUGAACUAGGAGAAUCUUAACCACUUACUGUCUAUUAAAAAAGUGUGUGUGUGCAUUAUUAUGAAUGUUUUCUCUCCAAAGGACAUUAUUAAACACUUUUGAAACAGUA
This is a messenger RNA of Sinocyclocheilus grahami, 2517 nucleotides long. RefSeq names its product calpain-2 catalytic subunit-like. Gene Ontology annotation, cellular component: cytoplasm. Gene Ontology annotation, biological process: proteolysis. The transcript has 21 exons. NCBI's taxonomy places the organism in Eukaryota, Metazoa, Chordata, Actinopteri, Cypriniformes, Cyprinidae. The record is from RefSeq and is a predicted model, not a curated record. Gene Ontology annotation, molecular function: calcium-dependent cysteine-type endopeptidase activity; calcium ion binding. The coding region runs from base 124 to 2217 and encodes 697 amino acids.